Molecule: messenger RNA, 4104 nt
Organism: Homarus americanus (American lobster)
Lineage: Eukaryota; Metazoa; Arthropoda; Malacostraca; Decapoda; Nephropidae
Exons: 4
Coding region: 553-4104 (1183 amino acids)
Source: RefSeq, a predicted model, not a curated record
UGUCAGCCCGUGAUGAGGGAGGAAGGGAAGUCUCUGACCCUCUUUUGUUUCCUCUAACGAUAUAAACAAUGUUAAGUGUAUGCGUCUCCACCAUCACUCAGGGGUUAACUCUAUGAUGCUCAGUGACUAUGAUCGUGCUGAGAUUGAUCGUGAUUAACAGUAGAAGAAAAGCAUCAAGCACAGCGAGAACAAUUGUGUAGUGAGACUUAAUACCUGGCAAGUUACUGAAUGUUUCCACAGUGUACUGAGACAAGACACUGGUAGCCUGCUGAACUCACUCUAAGGAAAUAGUGUAAGUGGAAAGUGUGUGUGUGUGUGGAACAGCUUUAGUGUGAAGACCAAAUUUACUUGGAAAUUUAAGUAGAUGAUGCAUGGAGCAGUGUCAGUGUAAAGAAAAGAUAUUUACUUGGAAAUAUAUUAAUUUAAAACUCAUGGAACAGUAUUAGUGGUGAUUAGUUAGUUAGUUGUUAAUAUAAGUGAAGGAUAUAGGAGGAGGGAAGAGAUACAGUAUACCAAACAUCACAUCUUAAGUUAUACCAUGAGGGAAGGUCGAUGGUCUGUGUUGUACUGAGCUACGUGGUGGUGCUUGUGGUGAGUCAGUACCGCCAGAGGGUGCUAGUGACGGUGGUGCUGCUAAGACUGGCCAUGACCUGCCUCCUCACCCUCUGUUUCGAGGACAACACUCCUACCCACAACACACUGCACCACGCCGACGACCAUGAUGCCCACCAUCACCCACACCACCUACAGUCUGACUUGCAACAAGAAGUGGAGGAAGACCUGGAGCUACACCAACCUGACCUGCAACAAGAAGAGGAGGUUAAGCAAUACUCCUCCUCAUAUUUGCAACGAGAUUUGGAGGAGGACCAGGCUACGCUACAUCUCGAACCUGAAGUGCAACAAGAAACUGAGGGGCAAGACCAUGAUGAAGAAAAACAAAUGAUGGAGGAAAUGGAAGGGAGAGCAGAGGAGGAGGAGAGGGACGAAGAAGUGGAGGAAGAGAGUCGGGUUUUGGAAGAAAAUGUGAGAGAGAUUGUUAGUUGUGUUGAGGAAGAGGAGGAGCCUGAGGGAGAACGGCACCACAGUUUAACCCAGGAUGAAGAAGAGCCUCAGGAAGAACGAGAUGAAAGUGAUGUCAAUCAAGCAGAUGUCGAAGAUGCUGACGACGAUGGUGAUGGUGAACUGCUGGAAGAUGAAGUCAUGGCAGUAGAUGGUGACCUUACUGUGCAUCAUCAGAAGAAAACGGUAAUAGCAGAAAAUGAAGACUGUGAGUAUGCUAGUGAAGGAGAUUAUGAAACAGGAGGUAAGGGAACAACUUCAGAGAGUCCCCCGCCAGAGGGUAGUACCUGUGACAGAGAAUGGGAAGUUGAGAGAAAACGGAGUGUGGAGCAUGUAGAGGUGGUAGAGGGGGGACGGCUGGCUCACGAGGAGGAAGAUCAGGAGAGUAUAAACAUUGACCACUAUGAUGAUGUUUUUUAUACCCCAGUUGAAGAGCAGUCUGAGUCUGGUACUAACAAUGGGAAGGAGAAAGUGAAGGAAGCCAGCAAGGACACACUUAAUGAAGAUAAUGUUCCCAAAACAGAUUAUUGUAAUAAUGAAUGGGAGAAUCGGGUUAUGACGAGCCAGUCAGAUUCUGGGGACGAUAAAACGGAACACGUUGAGAGGGGUGAUAAUUUUAUUGUGAUAACUGAAGAGGAAAGUGAUGAAGUCUUACAAACAGAAAAGAAAAGAAAUUUAGAUCAGAAGAAUAAGGAAUCAAGGAAUGGCACGUGUAAGGAGAAACUAUCGGUCGGGCUAAAAACAUGUAAUGUUAUGAGCAAUGAGGAAAUUGCUGCGGCCAUUAGCUGGAUCAGAGACUUACCACCUCCUCUGUCAGGCCCUAAAUGCACGUGUAAAGUGCCCGGGACGCCUCCUUGGAAGCUUGCUCGUCCCUGUAAGCUACCGGAGCCUCUUGCCGCGCCAUCCGACUCUGUUCCUCAGCCACAUGAUCCUGUUGCCGCGCCACCUGAGCCUCCACCUGCCGCCUAUGCCACCACUCUCGCCUCAGUCAAUCACCAGAUAGUGACGGUUCAGCUACGUAGACCUCGAAGUGCUACAGUCACAAAAGAAGCUGGAUCGAGGACAAAAGACGACUGUUGUGAUCGUCAACAUGUUUUUUGUCGAAGUGGUAGGUCACUCGAGUCUAAGUGGGAGUCUUUAUGUACAACUAAAACUUGUGUUCGAGGAGCCACCCCGGAAGAAACCAGCAAGAGUGUUAGAGUUCUCGCUGCCGAAGAACCGGCAAUGUUGAGAACAAAUGCAGAAAACUUGAGGGAAAAACGACGGAUUUUUCGAUCAUGGAGUUUCUUUGGUGCAAAGUCUCCACAGGAUGACUUGACCCGCUCCCUGCACGGCUUCACUACCACUCCUUCAUCGUCUGUUGGCUCCUCGUCUUCAUCAGUGUCUUCUCCUAUAUGUAGUUCCUCUACCUUCGCCACCCUCAUCACACCCCGCCGCUGGUCCCGCCUGCUGGAACAGAAGAGGAGAAGUUUCCAGUCGUGUAUCUUCCCAGACGCCUACUCUCCCUCCAUCGGUGGAAAAUUAUCCGCCAGGGUCAAGUCGGAAUCUGACGUGGCGCCCAGGAAACACUCCGUUAGCCACGAGCCCAUCAUCAACAUCAAACCUCAAAGUCUGUCUAAAACUUUCAAUGAGAAGCGUAAGUCCGUCACAUCCUGCAUCUUCCCCGACACUGUGAACGAGGACUGCACGCCCUACACCCGAGUUAAGGAGGAACCUGACCAAAAACCCGUUUCUAGAUUAAAAACUGGAAAAUCAGAGUCGCUGCCGAAAACGAAAUCUAAUUGGCGAUUUAGACAAUUUUCCUCUAAUGGCGACAUACCUGGCUGGCGGGACAGUUCAGUAAAUAACACUUGUGGAGUUCAGUUGGAAAGUUCCUCCUCAGAAUCGCAAAUCACAAGUUUGGAAUCACAGUUAAUCAAUUCUAAGCUACAGACUACAGAAUCAGAGUCAAAGAUUAGGAGAAAUUUGUCUCGUACGAAGAGACCCAAGUCACUCAUCAUAAUACCCGAGACACAGACAGUCCGAGUUGACCCAAACAUUAACAGACCUGAAACAGCUGUCAAAAGACCCGAGUCUCUGGUGGUCCCCUCGUGUGUUAGAGUCCCCAAAAGAGACCCGAGGCUGACUCCUCCUCAACCACCAGAAAUUAGCUGUGACUUAAGGUCCCAGAGUCAAGGUCGUCUCUCCGCCAUAGACCCCAGGGAGGGGCCUUGCUACAUACAUCGUUCUCUCAGCCACAUCUUGACCCAGAGUCACAGUGAGUCCUCCCAGAGCAUAGGUCGUACACCAUUGAUAGACCUCAACUCAAUCGUGCUUAGAUCACCGGCAACGAAGCCGAAAAAACGACGUAAGAGCGCACGGUCGUGGUCAUACAACGAGAAGAUGAUGGUGUCGUCGCCGGAGGGUGUGUUGUACCAGACGGAAGGGAGAUCACGGAGGUCAGGAGCGUGGGCCCCGCAUGUCCUGCGGCCUCGCUCACUCUAUCCCAGGGAUUCAUCAGCUGAACCGUCCCCCACCUCCAACACUGUGAUCUUCCCGUGGCGUCGAGGUGAACACAGUCGAGGCUCAGGUCGUAGCAGCCCGCCUUACGACGUCACCAACCAAUCCCCAUCCUCCUCGCCCUUCUACAGCCACUCACCUACCUGUACCCUACCUGAGGAAUCCACCAAUGGCACGUGCGAGAUUCCCAGCGACACGAAACGGAAGGUGAGUGUUAAUGAGUUGUUUCAAGGUUCAUAUUUGCCAUCUGGACGGUUAGCCAGUCAGGCCAACCCUAUCAGUCGAAACAGUCUAGCCAGCCAGUCAGUCGAACAGUCCAGCCAGUCAGUCAGUCGAACAGUCCAGCAAACCAGUCAGUCGGGCAGUCCAGUCAGUCGAACAGUCAGCAAACCUGUCAGUCAGAGCGUCCAGCAAGCCAGUCCAGUCGAGCAAUCUAGCAACGACCAGUCAGCAGUCCAGCCAUCAGUCAGUCAGAGCAGAUCCAGCAAACCAGUCAGAUCAGGCAGUCCAGCAAAUGAUCAGUUAGGCAGUCCACCAAAUUGGUAA